Molecule: messenger RNA, 3296 nt
Organism: Chara braunii
Lineage: Eukaryota; Viridiplantae; Streptophyta; Charophyceae; Charales; Characeae
Source: the annotation of a GenBank genome assembly
GACCGCAGCUUCCUCUGUUGCUAUCGGUGAUUCUGUUUUUCGACUUUCGGCAACCUAGCCUGUCGUGGUGACCCCGCGCGGUCAUUGGCGUUUUCGACAAGGCGGGUAGCAAGAUGUCUCAAUCGCCGGUGGUCAUCCAUCCUCCGUUUGCCACCCCGUCACCAGGUCAUGUUUCCGGCGGCAUCUCUACGAGCGUUUGUGCCGAGGGAGGCGCCACUACUACAGCAUCGUCAACAGUGGCAGCAUUGGAGAACUCUCCUUUGAAGCUGGAGCUUGACCGACUUCGAAACGCGCUUCGUGAAAAGGAUCGCGAGCUGUGCCACGUUAGAGCAGAGGUGCAAACACUACAGCAAUUGAAUAGGAACAAGGACGAAGCUCUAGUAGAUCUGAGCGAGCAAGUCGAAAGCCUGAACGAAAAACUUCGAGCAACCGAGAAACCGUUAGAGGCGAAGGUUCUGGAGGCUAAAACUGCUGUGGCAGAGAAGAAGGGCGCUAUAGCGGACCAGGCGGCCACCGAGACCAACUUCAGGAGGCUUAGCGCUAGUAAUAAGAAAGAAUCCAACGGUCUGGCCCUUGACAAGCUUCUUGCGCCUCUCGAGGCGGAGAUCAAGAUAUUGAAGUGUGAAAAUGCGCGUUUACAAGAAGAUAAGAGAACGAUAUACAAGUUCAUGAAGAUAAAGGAUGCGGCGUUGGUCGACGCGGAGAUGAAUGUUGCGGCAGCAGAGAAACGUGCUAACACAACCGAAGACCUGCACAAUACGAAUCAGGAACUGUUAAGGAGGUUAGGAGCGCUUCAGGACGAGAACAGGACGCUUGAUAGGCUUCACAAGCAGAAAAUGCGGGAUGUUGAGAAACUAAACUUGAAGGUUCACGACUUGCAAGAAGCCGUUGCGUCUGCGUCCGGAGAGGCGGGAAACGCGCUUCUGGAGACCCGAAAAGAAGUACAAAAGCUUCAGAAAGAGAGGAAGACGCUCCAGCUCGACCUUGCCCGUGCUAAGGCCGCAGCGAGCAGGGUUGCCAUAGCUGCGGCAAAUCGCUUCAAGGAUGAUGACGAAAAAGUCGUCCCGGUGAAACGAUGGCUUGAGGAUAGGCAUUUCCUGCAAGGUGAAGUGAACCUCCUACGAGACAAAUUGGCGCAUUCAGAACGACUUAUGAAGAGCGAAUCUCAACUCAAGGAGAGGCUGCGGCUUCGGCUGGAAGUUUUAGAAGAAGCUGUAAGGGUGGGGCUAGGUCGGCGCGCUCUUCGGCCACCGCCUCCGCUCCGAGCUGGAAUAAUGUCCGAGCAGGCCACUUCCCUGAAUGACGUGUUUUUCACUACAUUCUCAUCCUCCUCUUCGGUCACAUCGUGGCCGCUUUUGGAGAAAUCCAGGCCAUCGUGCCCUUCAGACGAUCAAGACAAACAAACCGCACAGGAGUUGGUUUGUUUAACCGGUAGUCCUUCCUCGCGGUUUGUUUAUCUGUCUGGACUGGAACGAGGUAAUGAUGAGUCAUAUGGGCGGCGAUGGCGAUCGACUGGGCAUAAGGGCGUCGACGAUGGCAGACUUGGAGGACACCGCAUAGCAGACUACCCUCCUCGAGUGGAGACCUACUCGCCGGCAUCUCCAAACCUGUUUUCCCGCAAACGCGAUAGCCAGGUCAGUCAGGAGACCACUAAAGUCGGCAGGGAAGAUUGUGUAGGCUGCUCAGCAAGGAUCUCACAGGACCAGUCAUCUGCCGCUACGCAGGUCCAGGACAUGGAGGCAAAAAUCAGGGAAUGCUAUGGCAUCGAGCACCACCUGCAGCAGGACGAGAAGAGAGCACUCUCGGACACGUGGAUUGGAAACGAAGCCUCGAGACAAGUAUCGGAGUGUACUGAGCAUCAGUUGCUGUCCGGUUUUGAAAGAGAAGGCGAAGGGCGUGGCCGUGCGACUGCAGUGAGCUUAAGUGGGAAAUCGAGGGACGUUAGAGAAGGGCCACAGGAAAGUUCAAAGGAAACGGGGGCGUGCCAAACGGUUGAAAACGACAAGCUGAAGUUGGUUAUCGCUUGUGACGGAGUGUUUUCGGACGGAAACCCUACAGAAUGCACGGCAGAGACGGGGAAAGCUCGUCAAGCAGACGGCACACGCGUCAGCUCUGAGCCGCCUAGCAGCGGUGCCACGGUGGGACGCAGUCGUUAUGAAGGCGGGUGCUUUGCAGAGACUUCAAAUGGCCGAACGGAAACUUCACUUCAGGGUGAGAUCGGCGAUGGUUGGGAAUGGAUCUCUCAACAAGGUGGUGCAGAAGCUACGGACAGUCGGCCCCAACAGCAAAAAGAACAAAUCGAGGAGUAUGUACCAGCGGUGUUCUACGAGACCUUGCAAUACGAGCUGCUAAGAGUUAGGAGAUCAUUUAAGGAAAAAGACCAGUGCGUUAAGGACAAAGAUGAUGCAAUCGAGAUGCUUUCCAAAAAGGUGGAGCUUUUGAAAACGGCGAUGUCGGUCGAGGCUAGACGACUCAAACGCGAGAACAGUGUCCUGGAGAAGGAGGUGGAGAGUUUGCGGGCAGCUCUCGCUAAGAGUGCCAAGGAGAGCAGGAUAAGCAAGCACGGAAGUAUUAUCGCAGCGAAGCGGUUGCAGCACCAACCCCGUCAACUAUUAACGGAAUCUUCAAGCUGUUUAAUGCUGCAAGAUAUGUCAAAUAGGUGCUGUUCAUUUUCUUCUUUGUACAGCCAAGGAAAAAGCUGCAGUGUACCGUUCGCGGAUGAGCCACCCCACAAGACGGCAAUGCACGAGGGGACUGUCAAUUGCGAUGGAUGAUAAGAUGGGCCGACCUCUCCAUCGUCCUCCUCCUUUUGUGGUCGUGUACUCAGGGGUGAAAGCUCUGGAGGUUUCCAUUGCUAGGAUAGGGCCUUUUUUUACUUUCUUUCAUAUUUCCUUCCUUUUUUGUUUUGUUUUGUUUUCUUCUUCUUUUUCUUUUCGAAAAUUGCUUCCCGAAGCGCUAGUGGGUCUCAGAACUUUGUCUGGUAGUCGGACAAGUGGUUGACAGGGAAGUCAGCAUUGGGGUUUGGGAAGUCAGCAUUGGGGUUUUGUGUUGCUGAACUGGCGAGCUGUUACUUCUGGAAAACUCUAUCUCUAUUCCGCAGGUAGUGUGUACUUUUUCUAUUUCUGAAUCUGGACUUGAUCUCUAUUCCGCAGGUAGUGCGUGCUUUUUCUAUUUCUGAAUCUGGACUUGAUUUUGAUGUUUCUUGGGUCUUCUGUUCUCUACACCUCAUUUCUGGUGGACAGUCUCUCUACUUGCUGAGAGAUACUUAUUAAGGAAAAUCAAAGAGCUUAAUCCCU